AUCAUUGAAAUGUAAAGACAGGAACAUAUUUACUGCUUUAUGAUGACAUAUAUGUAUAUUUUGUAGAUGCGUUGAUCCUUCUGUCCCCUGUUAUCGUUUUCUGGAUGUCUACAAUGGUAUCUUUUUGGGAGGUCGUCCCAAACUUUCUGGAAAAGUCGAAAAUGGCUACUCAGGCUGCAUCUCCAACCUUACGCUCAACAAGGAGCUGAUUGAGUUCUCUUCUCUGAGCGACAUGGAUGUAAGAGGAACUGUGCAUGAAGGCUGCAAACAACGAAAAGAUUUCUGCGGAGAAGACAUUUGUGCAACGAAUGCAAAGUGCGUCAAUCGUUGGAAUGGUGCCAACUGUCGGUGCCCCCACUCUAGCCAUCAUAAGGGGCCAUGCGAUGGAGAAGUGAUUUCCCCUAAUAGCCGACCUCUCACCCUCACUGACGACGAGUCCUUCGUUAUCUAUCGUCCUCCUGAGAUCUCUGUACCAUUCACAUUUACCUUCGAAUUCCGUACCUCACGAAGUGACACCCAAAUCAUUGUAGUCGAGUUCGAGCAGCGAACUACUUUUUACAGAAUCGAGUUGGAUGAUGGACUUCUUCGUGUGUUCCUUGGGCAUUCCUCAAUACUGGUUGACGCUCCAGAGACAAAUCCAGGACACUGGACGAGAGUUGAGGUGGAAUUCAAAGAGGAAGAAGUAAAAACCAUAAUUGACGGCAUAUAUGAAGCAACCAUAAAACACUCCAUGUUUGAUAUGACCCUCGAUCAAAUUUAUACCGGCUUGGCACCUUCUACAGGGCACCCGUCUCGCUUUGAGGGGUGCCUGAGGGAUUUGACAUUGAACGGAGAACCGCAAGCAGUAAGCGAGAAAGGAAAGGUACGCCAGGGAUGCAUUGUCGCGAACCGUUGCAGUGUCGAUGGAGUUUGCCCAAAGGAAAGUUCUUGCCACCGAGAAUGGAAUCGACAUUCGUGCAAGUGCCAUCGAGGUUAUGCCGGCGACACUUGUCUUCCCGUGUGUUCUCUACCAGGUAUCUGCGCUUCUAAUGGAUUUUGCCUUACAACGAACAGCACACGAGGAUAUGAGUGUCAAUGUCAAACUGGAUUCGCGGGUGUAAAUUGUGAAAGGUUGUCUGCCGUUCAAGCAUGUCCACAUGGCUAUUGGGGAAAAUUUCCACAUUGCAAAAGAUGCUUAUGUGCUGAGGGGUUCGAAAUGCAGUGUGACAGGAACAAUGGAGAGUGCAAAUGCCCUAAAUUCCAAUUUCCUCUAAGAGGAAGAUGUGUUGGCUGUGAGUGUGGCUACGGUGCUACCUCCCUCCAGUGCUCUGUUGAUGGUCAAUGCCAGUGCAGCGGCCAAGCUAGUGGUAGAAGAUGUGACAGAUGUAAACUAGAUCACCACGUUCUUGAUCCAAAGUCGCUCAAAUGCCUGCCUGUUCGUAAUCAUUGCCCAUCACAGAUUGAAUAUGGAAUACAGUGGCCUACGACUGCAAAAGGUAUGAUUGCCAGGCAGACUUGUCCGACAGCGCAAAGUGGAUUAGCUACAAGAGGCUGUGGAACGGAUGGAAAAUGGGAAGAAGUCAACUCUUUCAAUUGUACUCGCCCUGAGUAUGCUGUCAUGGUGUCCAAGGUUCUUAGAUUAAAAUUAGAGUUUAUCAAAUCUAAUAUAAAGGUCGAAAGGAUUUGAAG
Molecule: messenger RNA, 1668 nt
Organism: Strongylus vulgaris
Lineage: Eukaryota; Metazoa; Nematoda; Chromadorea; Rhabditida; Strongylidae
Source: the annotation of a GenBank genome assembly